This is a messenger RNA of Sphaerodactylus townsendi, 2424 nucleotides long. It is a transcript of the gene SS18L1, whose product is annotated as SS18L1 subunit of BAF chromatin remodeling complex. The transcript is spliced from 11 exons. The record is from RefSeq and is a predicted model, not a curated record. Gene Ontology annotation, cellular component: nucleus. Bases 421 to 1629 code for a protein of 402 amino acids. Gene Ontology annotation, molecular function: transcription coactivator activity. Lineage: Eukaryota; Metazoa; Chordata; Lepidosauria; Squamata; Sphaerodactylidae. Gene Ontology annotation, biological process: positive regulation of dendrite morphogenesis; positive regulation of transcription by RNA polymerase II.
UUGCAACAGCAAACCCGGCAGCAGGGAUGCACCAUGUGCAAUGCGAAGGGGGAGGAGGGGACGAUGCAUUUGCAGCGGGGAGGCAGAGGGGGGUGGAGAGAGCCAGCCAAGCGGCUCAGGUGGCUCCGCUUCCCCCCUCCCUCACCAAACCUGGCCAGCCGGCUCUCUGCCUUGCACGGGGAAGCCGACCCGUGCAGGUAAAAGGGGGUGUACGGAGGUGGCUGGUGCAAUGCCCCCGGCUCAUUGCGAGGCGCAGAUUGUACCAUCUGCUGGGGCUCCCCCUGCCCGGGCACUGCGGCGGAUUCUCGUGCCUCUUGCAACAGCAGCCAGUUAAUAACAACAUUAUUCCAGGCUGGGGAUCUGCUAGAUCCUUGACAUCGGAGGGGAGGGGGAGGGGGAGAGGCGCAGGACCAGCCCAUCAUGUCGGUCGCCUUUGCUUCUGCUCGACCCAGAGUCAAAGGAGAGGUCACCCAGCAAACUAUCCAGAAGAUGUUGGAUGAGAACCACCACCUAAUACAGUGUAUUAUGGACUAUCAAAGCAAAGGCAAAACAGCAGAAUGUACUCAAUAUCAACAAAUCUUGCACAGAAACCUGGUUUACUUGGCAACGAUAGCAGAUUCUAACCAGAAUAUGCAAUCCCUGCUUCCAGCGCCGCCGACGCAAAACAUGAACUUGGGCCCAGGCGGAAUGAAUCAGAGCGCGUCGAACCAGACUCUCCAUUCACAGAGCAACCUGAGCGAUGCCAUCGGCACGGGCCUCCCUCCGUCCUCCCUCAUACAGAGUCAGAUUAGCAAUGGUCCCAAUCACGUGUCUAUGCAACAGUCUGGACAGAGCACCAUGCCCACCACUUCCUUGAGCAUGACGGUCAGCAGCCACGGAAGUGGGCCUGGCUACAGCCACGCAGUGCCUGCAUCCCAGAAUGUACCAAUGCAGAGCCAGGGGUCCAUCGGCAACUACGUCUCGCGAACAAAUAUCAACAUGCAGUCAAAUCCUGUUUCCAUGAUGCACCAGCAAGCAGCCACGUCGCAUUACAACUCUGCACAAGGAGGGAGCCAGCAUUACCAAGGCCAGUCUUCCAUCGCCAUGAUGAGCCAGAGUAACCAAGGCAACAGCAUGAUGGGCCAGCGACCAAUGGGCCCCUACCGGCCCUCACAACAAGGUUCCUCUCAGCAGUACAUGGGCCAGGAGGAAUAUUACAGCGAGCAAUACAGUCACGGGCAGAGUUCUUCCGAGCCCUUGAAUCAGCAAUACUAUCCUGACGGUCACAGUGACUACGCCUAUCAACAGUCGUCUUAUUCGGAGCAAACCUAUGACCGGUCGUUCGAGGAUUCCACACAGCACUACUACGAGGGAGGAAAUUCCCAGUACAGCCAGCAGCAAACCGGCUACCAACAGGGGGCUGCACAACAGCAGACGUACACACAGCAGCAGUACCCAAAUCAACAAAGCUAUCCCGGGCAACAGCAAGCGUACGGUCCUACCCAAGGGGCCUCUUCUCAAUAUUCCAGCUACCAACAGGGCCAAGGACAACAGUAUGGAAGUUACAGAGCAUCACAGACUGGACCAGCUGCACAGCAACAGAGGCCUUAUGGCUAUGAGCAGGGCCAGUAUGGAAACUAUCAGCAAUAAAAGAAGAAGAAGGAAAAAUACAUGUUGGAUUUGUCCCAAUAUUUAUGUCCGUCUUUUGAACUUGGAUGUACGGACAGUUUUUGAUUACUUGUAAUAUGUUGGUUACCCCUUAGCACAAAGGACCAUCUGUAUGUGACCUAGUAUUCAUUUCAUGCUGGUUAUGAAGCAACUCACUACUGGUAACAAGGCCAUGCUUUACUGGUUUGAUAUAUUUUUUGGUGCUGUGUAUAGUAUUGUACGUUGGUACAAUGCAGAGGCUCUCCCUCCCAAUUCCCCGUUAAUGUUUUUAAAUAGCUUUAGAGGUCAUCAAAAUGAUGUCCCUAGCCCCCUGCCCCUUUUGGUAAAAGAAAAAAAAAGAUUACUAUAUUGUGCAAUACACCAGACAUGUAAAAUGGUGGCAUCUUCAUUCAUCGGUCGUUUGGGGAUUAGUUUGUGAAUGUGAAACGUCAGACCAGAUGCAUAGUUUUGUAGAUGCUUGCCUCUGAAACCCAUAGAUUUUAAAUGGGCCACAUUAAGAAUCGGAUCAUCUUCUUUUGCUUUGGGUUUAUAUUGUGAAUCGCGCAUAACAGGUUUAUGUUUGUUUAGUUGCUUUCUACCCCACCUUUUAACCCAAAAGGCUCUCCAAAGGUGGCUUAUGCUGACCGCUGGCAUGGUGUGGUGAUUAGAGUGUUGCACUACGAUCUGGGAGACCUGGUUUUGAAUCUCUGUUCUGCCUUGAAAGCUUGCUGGGUGACCGUAAGCCAGUUGUCCAUUCCCAGGCCCCUUCCGCACAUGCAGAAUAAUGCACUUUCAAUC